Tachysurus vachellii is the source of this 2181-nucleotide messenger RNA. RefSeq names its product 2-oxoglutarate and iron-dependent oxygenase domain containing 2 (gene ogfod2). The transcript is spliced from 8 exons. NCBI's taxonomy places the organism in Eukaryota, Metazoa, Chordata, Actinopteri, Siluriformes, Bagridae. Gene Ontology annotation, molecular function: L-ascorbic acid binding; oxidoreductase activity, acting on paired donors, with incorporation or reduction of molecular oxygen; iron ion binding. Bases 585 to 1544 code for a protein of 319 amino acids. The record is from RefSeq and is a predicted model, not a curated record.
CCGGUUAAUUUAGUUAAAACUGCUUUCAAUUUGGAUAUAAUUCUUUUUUGUUUUGUUUACAAACAGAUAAAUAAUUAAUAAGUAAACAUAUUUACUUUUCUGUGGUUACCAUUUGCCAUUUUUGUAGGUUAUCACGUAAAUGCGUUAUAACAUGUAAUAGCGUUUUAAUUUCGCGUUGUAUAGCGAUGGAGAAAUUCUGCACGUGCAGCUGUUAUUACACGGAUAAUAUAUUUUUAGAGCAAUAUAAGCUCCAUGUGCGUUUCACCUCGGAAGAGCAGUUUAAAAAGGACUAUCGACACAUACAGACGUUUAUUCAUUCAUUCAUUCAUCUUCUACCGCUUAUCCGAACUACCUCGGGUCACGGGGAGCCUGUGCCUAUCUCAGGCGUCAUCGGGCAUCAAGGCAGGAUACACCCUGGACGGAGUGCCAACCCAUCGCAGGGCACACACACACUCUCAUUCACUCACGCAAUCACACACUAGGGACAAUUUUUCCAGAGAUGCCAAUCAACCUACCAUGCAUGUCUUUGGACCGGGGGAGGAAACCGGAGUACCCGGAGGAAACCCCCGAGGCACGGGGAGAACAUGCAAACUCCACACACACAAGGUGGAGGCGGGAAUCGAACCCCGACCCUGGAGAUAGUCCAGUCCCUGGGUUGUGCCUCUGAUGCCCAGUACAAUGCUGUUCUUGAAAAAAUCCAUGCUGAAGUUGAGAGGCGCCGGAAUCUCGAGACACAAUCAGCAGAGAGAAAAUCAAUCAUCAAGGAGACUUACAAACCGCUCCAUCAGCAUGUCUACAGCUUACAGGAAUCUUUUUUGGCCCCUGAAUUUGUAGAAAUAGUGAACUACAGUCUUGAAGACGGCGCCAGUGAAGAGGGACUGCUGGAGCUCAUAACAUCCGAGGCUGCACCCAGGGUGUAUCGAUUCCCCGUGUUCACACAGGAUUUCUGUAAGGACCUGGUGGAAGAGCUGGAGCAUUUUGAGUGCUCUGAGGCCCCGAAGGGUCGACCGAACACCAUGAACAACUACGGGAUCCUCCUGAACGAGCUGGGCUUUGAUGAGGGUUUGAUGACUCCGCUCCGAGAGCUGUAUCUGAAGCCCAUUAGCUCGCUGCUGUACCCAGACUGCGGAGGGAAAUGGCUGGACAGCCACAAGGCCUUCGCUGUGAAAUACUCACUGAACGAAGACCUGGAGCUCAGCUACCACUACGACAACGCUGAGGUCACGCUGAACGUCUCACUCGGGAAAGACUUCACUGACGGAAACCUGUACUUUGGGGACAUGAGACAGGUGCCGCUGAGCGAGACGGAGUGUGUGGAGGUGGAGCACCGUGUAGCCGAGGCCGUGCUCCACCGCGGGCAACACAUGCACGGUGCUCUGCCCAUCACGUCAGGGUGCCGCUGGAACCUGGUGCUGUGGAUGCGAGCGUCGCGUCACAGGAACCGUCUCUGCCCCAUGUGCAACCAAGUACCAAGACUACAGCCUAGCGACGGCUACGGAGACGGAUUCACAGAGGAGGACACCCGGCUGUGUGUUUUAACGUGACGUGUUAAUGGAGAAAUUUGUCAUCAGAAUCAGAAUCAGAAUCAGGUUUGUUGGCCGUGUGUUGACACACACAAGGAAUUUGGUUCUAGCUGUUUGUGACUCUCAAACAGACAUACAAACAGUCAUUUCGGGUGUCCAGGAUAAACUGAUUUUAACUUCUGUUUCACUUCCUCUGAAAUACAGCUCCUUACAUUUUAAAGCUUUAAGCUGGGGGAAGAGCUUAUUGUAGGGCCAGAAAAAAUGCACAUAAAGCUUGAAAUGAAGUGAGACUUACACAAGUGUUCAUGUGAAACAUGACAUGUGAAAGCUAGCACCUUCAUGCCUACAGUACGAGAAUCACAUCUUAGAGCAGCUACAACUUUACAGCUUUAACUGUGUAAUAUUGAACUAAUGUAAUUAAUACAGAACUUGAAAAAAAAAAUACAAAGGACACCUUUAAUCUUUAGCAGUGUGACAGCAAAUUACCAGAAGAUACGUUCAUGGAUGUUGAGCACUGAGCCUUUAAAUGCAAAGUAACUGGAUCCGGAUUUUUAUAUGAUCCAAAUCUUGUGUGUGAACACAAUCAAACUAUUCUGUAUGUUUUGGGGGAAUAAAUGAAUGAAUAAAUAAAUAAAUAAAUAAAACAUUUUGUCUGGAA